AGGAACUGGAGAGAGAAAGGAACAGGAAGCAGGAAGUGACGGAGAUCAGCGGCUGGAGCUGCUGCUGUUUGAACGGAGAGAAGAAGGAGCUGCUUCAGUUUAUCAGAGUAAUCCGCUGAUUUACCGGCAGGAGUUCAGAGUGAGUGAAGAUGGCAACUUCUCUGCCACAAAAGGGUCCCGGCCCAGGAAUGGGUGUUUUGCCCCCUCAACAACAACAGCAGCAGCAGCAGCAGCAGCAGCAGCAGCAGCCCCCUCAUCUUACCCCAGGCUCAGGCCCUGGACAGCCCCCCAUUGGCCCAAACCAGGGAGGACUCAGGGAGAUAUCCCCCGUCUUCCUCUGUCGGAUCGGUCAGGAGACAGUUCAGGACAUAGUUACUCGCACUAUGGAGAUCUUCCAGAUUACACGAGCCACCCAGUUGCCGAAUGGUGUGACUCAGAGUCAGGCAGUGUAUCAGGACCGCUUUGGCAAACUGCAAGAGCACCUGCGUCAACUGACCCUGCUCUUCCGCAAACUCCGCCUGCUUUACGAGCGCUGCGUAGAGAUGACCUCUGACCUUCAGGAGUCUCCUACUGAGCUGGUGCCGUACGCUGGAGAGGAGGUGGUUCCAGUGAAAGUAGAGCCCUGCAGUUCUGCAGUCAGUCAGGACCGACAAGAGGUUUUAGAGAAAGUGAGGCAGAAGAAUCAGGAGAUGAAGGUGCUGAUGGAUCAGAUGAGGAACCUUCUUUGGGACAUCAACGCCAUGCUCACCAUGCGCAAAUGACCAGAACACCAUUCAUUUGUCUUCCUUCCAUCCAGUAUGUUUAGAUAUAGUCUUCUUUCCCACAAAUCUCCGAGGUCCAAUCUCCUUCCUCUUGGUCAGGUGCUCUCGCAGGGCAGCUGAGGACAGCAGACUUCCUCCAGAUGACUGGUACUGUUAAUGCUGUGUGGUGUUUACUCUCGAUUCCUCAGCACAGACUCGUUCAGCCUCAGGUGGAGAACUCGCUCCAUUUAUUCUUGGCUGUGAUAAUAUAACUCUUGCCUUCCAGCACUGAGCUAGUGUAGUUUUGUAUUAGCAGGGACGUGUAACAGCAAUGCGAAUUCAGUGCCAAGAACAUGGACUGAUCGUGUGUGAGCGCUAGAGGGAAAAAUGGGGGAGCAGAUUUCCCUUGUGAACACCGGUGCGGAAUCCCGGCCCCGUGUAGUCGACUGUGUGAUGUGAUCACUCUUUUGCACCCUGGCAGCUAUAUUCUCAGGUGGAGAGCUUGUGUUUGUUUGUGUGUGUGUGUUUGUUUGUGUGUGUGAGAAUGUGUAUGAAUGAUUGUCCUUUAGCACUGUACACCUGUUCAUAUACCUGUUCAUAAUUUUACAAAAGAAUACUUGAGCAUGUUUCUGUAAACAAAUCAUUUUUUUAAUAAAUAAGGAAAAAAAUGA
Molecule: messenger RNA, 1411 nt
Organism: Astyanax mexicanus (Mexican tetra)
Lineage: Eukaryota; Metazoa; Chordata; Actinopteri; Characiformes; Acestrorhamphidae
Product: Med30 domain-containing protein
Exons: 5
Coding region: 150-761 (203 amino acids)
Biological process (GO): positive regulation of DNA-templated transcription
Cellular component (GO): mediator complex
Molecular function (GO): transcription coregulator activity
Source: RefSeq, a predicted model, not a curated record